Molecule: messenger RNA, 1646 nt
Organism: Suillus subaureus
Lineage: Eukaryota; Fungi; Basidiomycota; Agaricomycetes; Boletales; Suillaceae
Exons: 3
Coding region: 239-1252 (337 amino acids)
Source: RefSeq, a predicted model, not a curated record
AACAAAGAUAAACAACUCCACGUCUUAAGCCAUCUGCUGCCAGUUUGUGUGGGACUCGUGCGCACAUAUUACAACCAUUGCACGGUCUAUACUAUGAUUCGAUCAGAUUCAUCUCAUCCACAACCUUCUCCACCACGAACAUUCUUCUGUUGUUGGGACUGGUGUAGGCUCACCUUCUCAACCAGUUGACAAGCUUGCUUCUCAUGUCAGACAUAAUCAUAUCUGGGAACUUCAGCCAAUGAGCAAAAAGGAAAUUGUGCGCAUGAGAAAGCAAGAGGCAGCGGAAGCUCAAAGCAUGAUUGAGUCGUCGGGCAGCUCGGUGCCAGUGUGCCUUUCCAACGGUGGAUUACAUUUAUAUUCUACGGAUCAAAGCUCGUCGGGCUCUCAGCCAUUCACCUCGUCCCCAGCACCUCCAUUGGGAAUCCUGGGCCCGGCCUCUUUAAUGCCUCCUGCCUCCCGUCAAUCAACUUCGCUUCCCUCGCCGAAGAAAACACCGCCACUGCCCACUCCUGCGAGAGCACUCGCUUUUGCUCAGCUGUCAUCACCAGCUGACACCUCAUCUAUCGCGUCUCUUCCGCGAUCACCAGACCUCAGCACGCUCUUAUUCCGCCCUAAUCUUGUAGCUCAAAUUGACUCCUUUGAUCGGCGACACAGUAGACUUAGCGGGAUUGCUCAGACACACGCUAAUAUAUCUCUGCAACAUUCUCGCACUGACUCAUCAAGCUCAUCGCAAGAUGCAGUAGAGCGACAGCUCAUACGGGAGGAUGCAGCGGACGUUAGUAUCCAGAGCAUCCGGAUGCAAGCACCAGAGACAGCUCACAACGGUGCAGCGGAGAGUGCAGUAUUGUCUACCUCCGAGGAUCUGGCCACCAUUGUUGCGGGCACGGUUGUGGACAUAGCUGAUGCUGAUCUCCAGUGGCCUGAAUCUGAACCUGAACACACUCCCGCUAGCCAGCCUCGGCCGCUCUCUCCGCUGGCCAAGAAUGAAGACGUCGAGCGCAUAGAAUAUCCCAGCUCCCCCGUUGUGACCCAAAAUGACAGAGGAAGACACUUCCGCUCUGGCACGCUCCAUAUUUCGCCAUUGCCCAAAGGCACCGCAUCAAAAACACCAUUUGGGCGUUCCCAAUGGUCACAAGACUCUCAAACGACUUCUAAUUCGAGCCUUUUACAGGAUUCUGCACAAUCCUGUUCCCUAGUGCUUCAGACGCAAGCACCAUACCAGAGCCAGUCAUACGAGUUUUCACAGAGUUGAGGUGUAUCACGUGGUUUUGUGAACAUCCUCCAUUUAGAUCAAAUUUAGAUCAUCUAGUGCUCCCCUUAGUUUGGACUUGUUGCAAGUGUAUCAUCGUUGUAUAACCGAUUUUACCAUCUAAGCGCUUAAGCACAGAUAAUGGUAGCUCAGAAUUGUGUCCACCACGAAGGGCUGUGCCGUUGCAAUCUCAUCUUAUACUGUACGACACGGUACUGUAUCUGUGUUUGUAUACUAGAAAUACAAUGCUGUUCCAGGCAACUGCGAGAAUGGUUACGCCAACGUAAGAUGGUGAUUAGAAUAUGAGCGGCAUACGGCACAAGUACGCUUGAGCAAUCUUAUUCCGUCACGGAGUGUUCGAUGGUGCUCGACAUGAGACAUUCAUCAUGAUCAUCAC